AUGUCUAAAAGGGGAAUUUCAUUGAUGAGUGAUAGUCAAAGUUUUAGUAACGAUGACUAUAAUUCAGAAGAAAGUUCUCCAAAUCAAUCAGUAGAUUUUAGUGAAGAUUCACAACCAAUAAAUGAACAAAGAAAGAGAUCUAAAAACACUCAUAGAUCAAAUGAUCAAUCUAGAAAUUCAUUGAAAGAACCUUCAGAAGAAGAAUUGAGAAAAAAAGAAAAUAGAAGACAAAGAAAUAAGAUUGCUGCUGCAAAAUGUAGGCAAAAAAGAAUUGAUCAAUUAAAAUCACUUGGAGAAGAAGUAGAACUUUUAAAAUUAAGAAACAAAGCCAUGGAAAGAGCUAAUUUAAAUUUGUUUAAAGAAUUUGAAAAAUUAGAAAAAAUUUGGCGGGAACAUAAUUGUCAUAUGGGUGAAGAAGAUAGAAAAUCACUAGAAUCUAUAUUUUCUAAUCCUGAAUUAAAAAAAUUAUCCGAUGAAUUAAAAAGUGGAAAAGGUACGGCAAAUGAAGUUUUAAGUGGACAAUUUCAAAAAACCACUACUGAACAUUCUAUAAAUAAAAAACAAAAUUUCCAAAAUAAUAUAAAUUCUAACAUUAAUAUGCAUAACAUUAUUGAUAAUGAUAUACAUUCCAAAGAUUCAAACUACAAUACUAAUGUAAAUCACAAAAUCAAACAAGAAUAUGUAUCAUCUAAUUCAUGUAAUGGUGAAAGAAAUUUUAACUCACCAAAAGAAUCACUUUAUAAUCAAGAUUUUAAAACAGUUUUAAUUGAAACACCAAAAACACAAAUAGAUCAACUUUUAAGUUACAAUACCAUAGUAAAUUCAUAUAAUGAAGUUGACGGAAAAAGAGAGAUAAACCAUAAUCAAUGUGUUGGUGAAAUUCCUCAAAAACAACCUCCAAGAACAAUCGAAACAUCUGAAAAAAUAUAUACUCAAAGCCUUCGAAGACCAACAUUCUUUCCAGGAAAAUUUUCAAAUAAUUCAGUUGAGUUACCAAAAGACAUUAUUAGAGAUGACUUUAAUCCACUUCUUGAUAACAAUUUUCAAUCUGAUGAAAAAGUUAAUCUUUUUGCCCUAGGAAAUGAUGUUACUGGUUUAACACCAGUUGCCAAUAAUGUUCAAUAUCCAACUCUACUUGAUACUCCUACACCAAUGGGUGAUAAAGAAUUCCAAAUACUUUAA
Messenger RNA from Strongyloides ratti, 1182 nucleotides. RefSeq names its product Fos transforming protein family and Basic-leucine zipper domain-containing protein. Gene Ontology annotation, cellular component: nucleus. Gene Ontology annotation, molecular function: DNA-binding transcription factor activity, RNA polymerase II-specific; RNA polymerase II cis-regulatory region sequence-specific DNA binding. The transcript has a single exon. Bases 1 to 1182 code for a protein of 393 amino acids. The record is from RefSeq and is a predicted model, not a curated record. Gene Ontology annotation, biological process: regulation of transcription by RNA polymerase II. Lineage: Eukaryota; Metazoa; Nematoda; Chromadorea; Rhabditida; Strongyloididae.